Molecule: messenger RNA, 711 nt
Organism: Gymnogyps californianus (California condor)
Lineage: Eukaryota; Metazoa; Chordata; Aves; Accipitriformes; Cathartidae
Product: activating signal cointegrator 1-like
Exons: 5
Coding region: 1-711 (236 amino acids)
Biological process (GO): regulation of DNA-templated transcription
Cellular component (GO): nucleus
Molecular function (GO): zinc ion binding
Source: RefSeq, a predicted model, not a curated record
AUGGCGGCGCCCAGCCCGCUCCUGGCCUGGUGCGUCCAGCACUUGCGCGGAGACUUCGGGCUGGACGUGGGCGAAGAGGUCGUGAGGUACAUCUUGUCCAUAACAAAUGAGGAUGAGAUCCGGGAGUACGUCGUUGACCUCAUUCAGGGGACUGACGGGAAGAAGAGUCGGUUUGUGGAAGAACUGCUGGCCAGGUGGCGGAAAUCUUCCCAGCUGCCCUCUGAGCCUUUGCCAGCGUAUCGGAAAAAGGACGAGACUUCUGAAGUGCCUCGGGCCGGAGACCAAGCGAAAAAGGGUAAACGCAAAGGAAGGAACAAGCAGGAGACGCCUGCGUACGCUGAGCCCAGUGCACAUGCAGAGGAAGUAAAAACCCCCCUCGACCUGGCCAAGGCACAGGAGAACAGCAGUGGAGUCAGCAGCAGUAGCAAUUCCGCUAAGAAGAAGCCCAAAUAUGUCAGCCUGUAUACCAAGGAGGGGCAAGACAAGCUGGCCGUCCUGAUCCCUGGGCGUCACACCUGCGAGUGCCUAGGCCAGAAGCACAAGCUCAUCAACAACUGCUUGGUUUGCGGGCGCAUUGUCUGCGAGCAGGAGGGCUCUGGACCCUGCUUCUUCUGUGGUGCUCUGGUGUGCACUAAAGAAGAGCAGGACAUUCUUCAACGGGACUCAAACAAGAGCCAGAAGUUGCUGAAGAAGCUCAUGGCAGGUCAGUAG